Molecule: messenger RNA, 833 nt
Organism: Ectocarpus siliculosus
Lineage: Eukaryota; Phaeophyceae; Ectocarpales; Ectocarpaceae
Source: the annotation of a GenBank genome assembly
CAGUACUAGCAUUGCUUUUGAACAUGGACAAAGGCGUAGGAAAAGGGAAGGGGCCACCGGAAGCCAGGCCUCGCUCCCAGGAUCGCAAGAGAAGCGAAGUCCACAUAACUUGGGACGAGCCUACGAUCGCGGAGCACGACAAGCUAAGAGGGACCAGGCAAAAGAUAGACGAACCCUCUACCCCCUACCACUACGGCUCAGGGGAGUCGUCAACGGGCUCAGACUGCGAGAGCGCAGACGGUAAGGGGCCGUCCCUGUCGGCCGCAAGCUCCGCCUCAGGGAGCCCUGCCCAACGAGCGGGCCGGAGCCGAAGCGGCAGCGGCAGCGGGAGCGGCAGCGGGGAUAGGCGAGGAUCAAUUUUGAAGGUGAUGGCCGACGUUAGUGCCGCCCUUCCGAGUGAGUCGGCGCUGAGGAAAGAGCGGCAGGCCAGGUGGGACUCGGACGUGUCGGAGGGAAGCUCGCGCGAGGACAAGGAGAAGGCGAGGAAGUUCAAGCAGCACCGGGAAGCCCAUUACAACGAGUUCAAGGCCCUUCAAGAGUGGAGGGAUAAGCGGUCUGGCGAUGGCAUGGACGACGACAGCGCAAGCGGGAGCGACGCAGAGGAUGCGACUGAGGAACGGAGACGCCGUCGACCCGGUGGUGCUGGAGCUGGAGCUGGAGCUGGAGGUGUUGCUGUUGCCGCUGCCGCUGCUGAUGGUGAUGGUGAAGGUGAGGUUGAUUCUGGCGCCGGUGCUGCCAUGGUGGUGGAGACCGAGGACGAGAAAGCGGGUGACAAUGGGGCUGCAGGCGCCGCAGCCAUGGCGGUGGGAGACCGAGGACGAGAAAGCGGGUGA